AUGGAAGCCCCAAGAAAUCAUGCACCGGAAAAUCAAAAGAACAGCAGAAACCCCGCUGAGAUUGGAGGUCAAUCUUUGCUUCCUGGACAAAGAAUUCCCCCUUAUGCAACACCGAUAUCAAUAGCUAAAAGACCACUGGUUUCGGCAAGUCCCAGGAUUCUCUUCUCCCGACCCUCCCUACAAUUGUCCUUAUCUGAAAGCAAAUCUCUUAACUAUACCACACCAACAUUGCUAGCCCAACGACCUACCACCCCUAAAAAGCACAAAAGGCGCGAGCAGCAUCGAAAAAAGCUUAAGGAAAACGUCCAAGUCCAGGAUUCGAAAAAGCAGGAGUCUAUAAAACAAGAUCGGCCCAGUAAACGCAAGGGUGGGGACAAAUUUCAACAUCAAUCUGACUUAAAUAAAACUCAAAAUGCUCCGCAGGACCUUCGAUUGAACAAGAAGAGUGAUCAUCAUUAUCGUAACGCCUUGGGACAACCGAAACUUGAAAGAAUUCGCGAAAUGAAAAAGCAGAAGUCAUUUGCUAAAAACUCAGAGCAGGCUCUGUUUAAGCAAUUAUCCACAGAAAGGGUAACCAAGAGCAAUCUAAGGAGAACGGGGCAACUGGACACAUCUCUGGGCAUUUACAGAAAGAUUAAGGAGGACAAUAAACCUCAGGUGGGUUUCAAACCUUAUAGCUCUAUGCUCGAGGAGGUAAAUGGUGAGAUGUCUAAACACUUUUCGACACUGAGGAGCAUGCACGAACUGAAAGUCCCAGUCCCUGAACAGAGCCCACAUAGACGUACUUCAGACCGAAGUACAACUCCGUACACAGAAACCUUUGAUGAAAUGCUGCGUGGUAAAAUUUCAGAGUUUCAUCCAAUCCUGAAAUCAUCUAAUCGCCUGGAAAUUGCAUCAACAAUGACCAAAUUUUCGAGGGCAUCCAAGAAUACGCUAAAGGGCAGGCUGAGGACCGAAACAAGGACCUUUGAUGAACUGAUAACUGACCGCGAUAUGAAGAUGCCCGAACGUCUUCCUCUACUGAAGAGCAGGACUCUAUUGGGUUCCACGGUAAGCAUACACGAAACAAAAGGACUUAGCAAGUCCAAGCCAAGAAAAAAUCCAGAGCCCAGUAGCCUUCGUGCUACCGAAACCCACAGACAUAUGAGCGGCGAUAAAGCGAACGAAAGGCACUCAAAACCAUUUGGAAAAAUGCUAAGGGGCAAGGAAAUGAUCAUACCAGAGCUAAACCGGGCUUUGACCAGCCACUUUCGAAUAAACCAUGCUGGGCAAACCACUAGUUCAAACUGGAUGGACCAGGACCCAAUAGCGUCUACACCACCCUUUGCUGAACAGGAAGUUUUGCAGCCAUCUGAGAAAGUAUUAGCAACGGAAAAGCGCGUGGAUGUGCGGCCUUCCCACCAGAUAUCUAUUAUAAAAAAGCCUGAAAUCUGGCAAACUUUUAGGGAACACUCUGUGAUGAAGGAACCUGAAGUCUCCCAAGACUCUGCUACAGUUCCGUUGGCUCCAAAACCCAAAAAUAGGAUUACUACGGCCCAGCCUAAGAGCAAAUACCAAUCUAGUACAUCAAGUGAGUUCUCGCUACGUUCAAUUCGUUCUUCAAGGCAUCGCGUUUCUCCUGCUCCUGGAAGGAAGAUUAAACUAAAGAAAUUUAGUUACUACAUAAAGAAUUCAGUGCCAGAUCGGAGAAUACUAGCCCAGAUGAACUCCAAGUAUCCAAUUUCCUACUUGAAAAGCGAGAGAACCACUUUCUAUGGCAGGACACCGAGUCAGACUUCCUCGGAUAGGUACCAACAAUCUGUAGGAUCAGUAAUUAGCACUGCGGGCAUUGCCCAAUCCUUGAUAGCUAAACAGAAAAGGGAAAUUAAUAAGCACGAGGCCUUGGAUGCGGACGAACACUUGUUCGAGUCUUUUCCAGAUGACUACGAUCCGCUUGAUGGCAUAAAGAAAACAAUGAGCGACAUUAUAGCCGGUGUGGCAAAGGAGGAGAAAUCCUACAAGAAAUCCCAGUCCAAGCGGUCCAAGCACAAGGCCAAGACGCAUGAUCCUGCCGAUCCUGCCUUGGGAGCAUUUAGUGAUCGCCAGAGCAUCUUAUCCCUGCGGAGGACGAGCCAGGAGGUCAAGACCCGUGAGAGUCAGGCUCUCAAGGAUCUGCAUAUGCGGGAACAGGUGCAUGAGACCUUCUAUGCCAAGGAAAGGGCCUCUGUGCAAGCACGGAUUGAAAAACUGAUGCAGGAGGUCGCCAUCCGCGAGGACUUUCGACCCAAGAAAAAACCUCGGGAUUUUGUGACGGAAAAUAUCGUCAGGCUAAGUAAUAUGCCACCGACUAAAGGAUCCCUUGCGGUGGAGAACGGUAAGCCGCAAAAGAAGUACCCCUCUUUGAUUAGGAUACUAGCACCACACGAAUACCCUGUAAAUCUCUCAAGAGUCCCCAAGAUUCCCGAGGUAAAUAUGUGUCCGGCAACGGAUCCGCCGAAACCCAUAAGAAUACGUCUAUAUUCCGACAAAAUCUGGAGGGACCAGAUGAAUACUUAUCAAUCAGAAAUGAAGAAGCCCUCUGCAGAUGCUAAAGUUUGUCGCUUGAGUGAACGGAAAAAAUGUGAUUGCUACCUAUGCAAAUUGCUCUUAAAGGGCAAACAUCAACGAGAAUCCCACUUUAUUCAGAAGGCAAAGGCCCAAAGGCGCCGAUUAGAACUUCGUUCGUAUUAUCUUGAACUGCGAAAAAGAGAACGGGAACGAGGGAUGUGUUGCCCUUAG
This is a messenger RNA of Drosophila erecta, 2757 nucleotides long. RefSeq lists its product as uncharacterized. NCBI's taxonomy places the organism in Eukaryota, Metazoa, Arthropoda, Insecta, Diptera, Drosophilidae. The coding region runs from base 1 to 2757 and encodes 918 amino acids. The transcript has 3 exons. The record is from RefSeq and is a predicted model, not a curated record.